AUGACGCAGUCAGAAUCCUGGCACUGUAACGUGGCAGAUGAUGGCAGCCCGAGUCGCAUGUCGGCGACUCCAGAAAGGACGGACGAUCAGACAACUGUCUCCGAAUCCACCGCUCCUGGUAGUCCUGCUCUGUCGGCAAAGCAUGACCAGGAGUCGGGUACCGGUCGAGUUUUAUCAUACCUCGAUUACAUAUCUACAUCCGACGACGAAGACGGUGAUAUUGCACGACUUGCCAGACCUGAUCCCGUGGCGAUCAACCAACCCACAGUGGAAGACGAGGAAACUGACACUGAAGUACUCACAUUGCCAGCCGUGGACGUAUUAAAUUCGUCAACGCUGCUUGAUGAUUGUGUCGAUGGAAAACAUCUACCAGAGCAGCAGAAACAAAGUGCAGAACACUUUCCGUCAUCACCAGCUGGUCCGUUCUCUCCAGUCCCGGCUUUCGUGCCAUUGCCGUCACCAUCCUUGACCGAGGCACGGUUUAUGCACAGCCCUUCUCCAGAGAACCACUCCUUCCACCCGCCGCAUCCUGGUUUUGUGGGCUAUCCAGCACCAAGAUUUAGCAGUCCGCUUGCAUAUUCCCAUUUUCCUCGAAUGUCUCCCAAUAUGUCUCCAUACGGAACACCACCGCCACCAGUACCGUCAAUGGCAGUGGUCCCUACAGCACCAUCCUCGAUUGCACCUGUUCCGCAUUCUCCUGCCAUGAGUUCUAUUGGUGUCGUCCCUCCAUAUGCCCCUUAUGCUAGUUCCCCGCCACCAACCGAAUACCACUUCCCGUCUCGUGCCUACGGUUAUUCCGAACAAUCUUAUACCUCGGCGUCCCAAGCGGUGCGGGAUUUAUCUCUCAGCCAAGUGCACGAUAACGGGGCCAUCUCGCCACUAGAGAAUGACAGUGAACACAUCGAACUUCUCCAGCGGAUCCAAUCUGCGAUCCCCGAUAUCAGCCGUCUGCUGCACGGGUUCAAAAGCACGCACAGCAAAUUGUCUAGUCGCGAAGCCGAGAUCAAGCAUAUUGGACACCAACACGAACAGGCACUGAUGCACAAGGAUUUCUAUAUUGAAGCCCUGCAGGCACAGAUGCGAAAGACGGCCAACGAGAGCGCUGCAGAAUGCGCCAAAUUGAAAAACACGGUCAAUGAACUGCAACUGGAACUGGGGGACCUCUAUGAGAGACAGAAUGGUCUUGAGGAUAGUUUGGCGGCUCAUCAAAAGUCCAACGAGGAGCUCUCGCAGUCUAAACUCGACCUCGAAGCGCAGAUAACCAAGCUCAACGCCCGUAUCCAGGAAACGCAGCAUGCUCAUGAGAAGGAGAUAGAGAAGCAGCAGAAGGAACGAGACGAAGCUCUUGAAGCACAGAGACUGGAGCUGACCGAGUUAUUUGAGGAGAUCAAGAACGAAGAUGAGAAAACCGCUGCAGAGGCACUCGCGACUCGCGAGAAAGAGUUACUCGACCAACAUGCAGCCAACAGGGCUGGAUGGGAAAAGGAGAAAGCGCAAAUAACAUCACUACUGGAAUUCGAGCGCAACAAUAUGGAGAGUAUCAACGCCGAACUCGCUACAAAGUCUGCAGAGUGCGAGUCCAAGAGGACUGAGCUGGACGCUGCUUUGGCUGAAGUCAAGACGACCCGCGACGACUUGAUGGCUAAGCUGGCAGCGAAACAGAAGGAAUUGGAGGAAACCAAUGUGACCAACAGAAGAGAUCUGGAGGCACUCCACCAAGGCCAUGCUGGUGAACUGGAAUCUUUGCAACACUCCCAUGAAGAGCAUCUAGCUGCUGCAGUCAAGAAAAUGGAAGACCAUACCACGUCCCUGGAAACUAAUUUCAGGGAGCAAGAACAGAAGUGGGCUGAAGAGCGCGCUGUACUGGAGACAUUGCUCUCUGAAAAAGAUAGCGAGCUGUCGAGUUUCGAGCAGCAAAAGGAGAAACUCGAGAUGGACACGCUCAUUAAGGAACAGCAGCUCCAGCGCGCGGCGGAUGAGAUGCGGUCGACCAUCGACCAUCUCGACAAGGACUGUCACAGACUAAGAACGACGCUUCACAGUCUGGGAGAAGCCACCGAUCUCAAAAAUACAAAGGGCGAUCAGUUCUUUUUCGACUGCUUCACUCAGCUCGCGCAUCUGAUCUCUGAUCUGUCCUACGAGCAUUUCUCCUAUCUCCCCGUCGAUCCUCCAACGGAUAUCCUAUCCAAGAUCCCACCCGAGAUCCCCCCGUUCCUCGACAACACUCCAGCCUCUCGCGAGCUUCGCUGUGCCUACGUGCAGCACAUCGUAUCCAAAACGCUUACCUACCGCAUCUUCCAGCCGUUCUUAUUUACUCUGGGCCGGCGAUACGACAAGGCCGACGCAUUCUUCCAAAUGCUGUCCAUGGACAUCCGCCGCAAGUCCGUCUGUUGCGAAGCAUUCUGGAGACAGCAAACCCUCAAAGCAGCCUACACCACCUCGGACGCGAAACAAUCCAUCAACGUCGCCGCUGCCGUCCUCGUGGACGAGAUCAUCGACCAGAUCCAGCACUUCGCUGACCCCAGGCAUCUCGACUCGUUACUCACUGACGUGCGGAAGAUAGUGAAACUAGCAGCCGAGACGUGGCGUUAUGCACGGGUUGAGCACGAACUCGUGCUGGCUGGGUUUCCUGCCCCGGGCGCGGAGAGCGUCGCGAACGAGGACUGGAUGGAGUAUGGGCCAGCAGCGCCAGCAGCAGCGGGAGAACAAGAAGAAAAGAGUUGGGUCUCAGGCCCUCGGAAGAAUCAUCCUAGCGACCAUACUCGCCAUGUGGUGCUGCGGAUUUUCCCUCGCAUCCUGCGCGAGGCUGCCCACGAAGACUUCGCUAGUAGCGAGGAACGUGCUGCAACCUGCAUUUACUCGCCCGGGAUCGUUCUUUACUCUGACUCGCCUGUCAUCCUGGCCCGCCGGGAGGAAUUGGCGACCAUGUCCGCCGAAACUUCUAAUUUCGAGAUGGCUAAGCUCGACACGGCGAGGGAAAUAGACGAUUAUUGCGACAAGAAACUCAUGCUGGAGAAUAUCACCUUGAGUGUUCCGUCGCCGCCUGCGACUCCGGGCGCGAAGGGACUGGUGAGAGCAUAG
Molecule: messenger RNA, 3081 nt
Organism: Penicillium riverlandense
Lineage: Eukaryota; Fungi; Ascomycota; Eurotiomycetes; Eurotiales; Aspergillaceae
Exons: 3
Coding region: 1-3081 (1026 amino acids)
Source: RefSeq, a predicted model, not a curated record